Messenger RNA from Penicillium argentinense, 1215 nucleotides. RefSeq lists its product as uncharacterized. Lineage: Eukaryota; Fungi; Ascomycota; Eurotiomycetes; Eurotiales; Aspergillaceae. Bases 1 to 1215 code for a protein of 404 amino acids. The record is from RefSeq and is a predicted model, not a curated record. The transcript has 2 exons.
AUGCCACCAACACCACUCCAACCCCCCGACCACCCCGUCGCCCUCCGCCGCUCCCACCUCCUGGCCGCAGCCCCAGACCGACUGACCCACACCCCGACCACACUCACCGUCACCCGCGAAAACACGCACUCCGGCCGAGACUUCAGCGUCCACCAGCUCCGCAAAGAUGAGCCCCUCGAUAGUCUCCGCCGCAGCACCCUCCUCUACACCGUCCAUGGCCGCUUCUGGUCCAACUCGCAACAACGCGAAAUCCGCGACUCGUCCGGUCGACCACUCCUCGAGCUCCGCCGCAUCUGGUGGCGCGGGCAGUGGAUCCUCAAACGAGCCGGAGGCGUCGGCGAUGAACUCCUCUGCGCCGAGAUGCGCUGGGGCAUUGGCAUGAAGAUCAGCGUGCGAUUCUGCAACGCGCUCGUCGGUCCGCGCGAAGGAAUGACUCUCUCACGCGGGGGGCCAAGUUCAGGUGCAGGACCAACUCCAAAUCCAGCUCGACCCGGCACAUCAGCUGGUUUAACAAGUAUCACGCCCAACUCGAGCGCCAGCGCCAGCGCAGAAGCAGCAGCCAAUGCGUCGAGAUCUCUGAGUACAUCCGCAUACACGAGACCAGCCCACCGUCGGCGCGCGACAAUGAGCACAUACCCGCAUCCACCACCGAGCGAACGGGACGCACCACCCCCAUACAGCGCCACCGUGGCCGAGGGACAUCAAACGCACAGCAGCGCCAGCGACAAUUCGACCUCCAACCCGAACUCGAGCAGUACAUCGCUUUCGUCGACGUCAUCCACGGAUUCCGACACAAAGUCCCGUAAUACGGUACUACCAUCAUACGAAUCUGUCCGACGAAUGCGCCGACACAGCAACAAUAAUAACUCCCACUCACUGCGCGACCUCCUCGACGCAAUUGAACCGCCGCGCGAACCGGCCCCUGCGUCCGCAGCCCCGUACCCGACGCAACGGCGGUGGAGCGAAAGCUGCAUUGUCGACCCGAAGGUCGAACUGAAGGUCGUGCAACAGAGCGGUACACUUGCAGAGGUGAUUAUGGGGGAUCGGAAGAUUAUCCACGUGAAGCGGGCACGGGCAUUCGAUUUGGUGACGCGGGCGAGCGGGACGAUGUCGCGGUGGGAAGUUGAGAUUGCAGAAGGAGUGGACCUGCUACUGGCAGUUUGCAUCGUUCUUAUCAUUGCGGAGUCAGUUCGGCAUGACUACCGACGGGCAUAG